UUUAAAGGGUGGGGCUGUCUAUGAUUAAAUUUAAAGUUAUGACUAAUGUAAUGACUAUUGCAGCAACAGCCCCACCCAAACCAAACUCCUACACAAUGAAGCUUUGCUCAAAUACUCUUUUCUUUUUGCUGAUCCUUCUUGCAGUAAUAUCAUCAGGAUUUUCUUGUACUUAUGGAAGUAUUCGCUUAGUUGGAGGAACAAGUAAUCUAGAAGGACGUGUUGAAGUAUGCAGUGGUGGAUCAUGGGGUACUGUCUGUGAUGAUUACUGGGGCAUCAGUGAUGCAACUGUUGUCUGUAGACAGCUUGGAUACCAACCAGUAUCUGCCCUGGGGAAUGCUUACUUUGGACAAGGAAGUGGAACAAUUGUAAUGGAUGAUGUCCAUUGCAUAGGAACUGAAUCUGGCCUUACAAACUGUAUACAUACCACAAGUCACAACUGUGCCCAUUAUGAAGAUGCAGGAGUUAGAUGUGCAGUAUCAUCACUUGCUUGUAGUAACACUGGAAGCAUUCGCUUAGUUGGAGGAACAAGUAAUCUAGAAGGACGUGUUGAAGUAUGUAGUGGUGGAUCAUGGGGUACUGUCUGUGAUGAUUACUGGGGCUUCAGUGAUGCAACUGUUGUCUGUAGACAGCUUGGAUACCAACCAGUAUCUGCCUUGGGAAGUGCUUACUUUGGACAAGGAAGUGGAGCAAUUGUGAUGGACAAUGUCCAGUGUGAUGGAACUGAAUCUUACCUUACAAACUGUAUACACACCACAAAUCAUGACUGUUCCCAUUAUGAAGAUGCAGGUGUCAGAUGUUCAAUAUCAUCAUCUUCAGGAUUUGCUUGCAGUAAUACUGGAAGCAUUCGCUUAGUUGGAGGAACAAAUAGUCUAGAAGGACGUGUUGAAGUAUGCAGUGGUGGAUCAUGGGGUACUGUCUGUGAUGAUUACUGGGACAUCAGUGAUGCAACUGUUGUCUGUAGGCAACUUGGAUAUGAACCAGUAUCUGCCCUGGGGAAUGCUUACUUUGGACAAGGAAGUGGAACAAUUGUAAUGGAUGAUGUCCAUUGCAUAGGAACUGAAUCUGGCCUUACAAACUGUAUACAUACCACAAGUCACAACUGUGUUCACUCUGAAGAUGCAGGAGUCAGAUGUGCCUAUAAUACUGGUUCUGCUAUUACUGGUACAGUAGUUCUUUAUCGUAAUGGGAUUGCCUCAUCUUCAUACUAUCACGGCAUUGUGCAACUUUAUUACAAUAGUUUAUGGGGUAACAUUUGUGAUGAUAGUUAUUAUAAUUCAGCUGAAGCUAAUGUCAUUUGUCAUCAGUUGGGAUACACUGGAGCUUCAAGCUACUCUAGAGCUGGACUAACGAACUAUGGGACUGAUACUAAUCAAAUGAUAAUUGAUGAUGUGAAUUGUGCUAAUAGCAACUAUUUAACAUUAUUACAAUGCUCCUUCUCUACAUACAUUGAUAGUGGGUGUACUAACACCAAUUCCUAUGAUGCCACAGUCUACUGCUAUACUACUAGAAUUUGGAGCAGCCCAUACACUGGUAUGCUACGUCUUCAAGGAGGAAUUUACUCUAAUCAAGGACGAGUGGAAGUGUAUUGUAAUGGACAAUGGGGAACAAUAUGUGAUGAUGGGUUCGACUCUACUGAUGCUAGAACUGUCUGUAAGCAGUUAGGAUACAGUAGCUAUUCAAGAUAUGACCAUUUGGCCCUUCCUGGCAAUCAGAGUAAACCAAUAUGGUCUACUUAUUUUUCAAGCACUUCAUCAAGUACUUGCUUCAAUUCAAGGAAUUCUUGUCCCAGUUCCAGUAUUACAUCAUGCUCACAUUCAGAGGAUGUUACAGUAGCCUGUUCAUAUUCUUCAUCAUCAACAAAUAUAGCAACUGUAGGAUACUGCAAUAGUGAUAAUAGUAAUGGUGCAGCUAUUGGAGGAGCAAUUGGUGGUACAUUCAGUGGCAUUAUUUUAAUUAUAAUAAUAGCAGUGAUUAUUAUUGUUUCUGUUCAUACAUGCACUAAGAAAUCACGCUCCAGAAGAUUGAGAAGAAUAAUAUCAUUCACUUCCACAGCUGAGACAAAUGCUGCUGCAAGUGACAGAUCAAAUUUUCAAUUGAAUACCAUUUCCUCAUCUACUGGAAGAUCACCAGAGCAGCAAAAACCACCUCAGUAUACUGCAUCACCAACUAGUGCUUCAAAUCCUCCUCCACCAAUAUUUCCUUCUAAUUUGCCUAACGGAAUGCCCCAUGGGGGAUAUUAUGCUUUUAUUCCACCGGGCAUGGCAUUUCCCCCAUCAUCUAAUAUUCAUCAAUAUCCUUUUGUUACUUUACAACAAGCUGUCAGAGAUCCUCAUAAAGAACAACAAGAUUCCAAGCCAGAACCACCAUCCUAUGAUGAAAUUGAUGAAGGCACUGCAACUGACACUGCAACCAGCACUGCAUUGUAAUUGAUAUUCAAUAAAAAGUAGCUAGAUCUAUAUUUGCUAAUUGUUAUCUGUGCUUAUAAGUUAUAACUGCAUAUUACUGGCUGCCAAAGUAAUAACUGACUGUACUAUACUCUGUAGUAGUCUUUUUUAAAUUAGGCUAAUAGUUUUUAUGGCCAUUUGUUACAGUUAUUAUCAGUUGUUAUCUUAACAAUUGCCAUUUAA
Molecule: messenger RNA, 2627 nt
Organism: Amphimedon queenslandica
Lineage: Eukaryota; Metazoa; Porifera; Demospongiae; Haplosclerida; Niphatidae
Product: deleted in malignant brain tumors 1 protein-like
Exons: 11
Coding region: 21-2426 (801 amino acids)
Cellular component (GO): membrane
Source: RefSeq, a predicted model, not a curated record